AUGAAGCGUGCAUCAGAUGAUGGCGAGGAGUUCGGUUCUGAAGCACAGGAUUAUGUCAGAAAAGAUUUCUACGUGGAUGACGGUCCAACAUCACGGGCAACUGUGGAAGAGACAAUCAAGCUCGUUGAUUCUGCUGUGAAGUUUUGUAAUAAGGCAGGAUUGUUACUUCACAAAUGGGUAUCCAAUAACAGGGAAGUCAUCUCAUCAAUUUCCGCAGAACUGAGGGCAAAGGAAGUUCAACAGUUAAAACCAGGGGACAAACUACCCACAGAACGAGUUUUAGGAGUACUUUGGUGUGUAGAAACUGACUCCUUUUACUUCAAGAUGGAUUUGGAUGAGCAUAGUGUUAGCAGAAGAGGGAUCCUAGCAAUGGUGUGUUCAGUGUAUGACCCUUUAGGUUUCUUGGCACCGGUAAUGUUAACUGGAAAAUCAAUUUUGCAAGGGCUCUGCAAAGAAGGAAUCUGA
Anneissia japonica is the source of this 465-nucleotide messenger RNA. RefSeq lists its product as uncharacterized. The transcript has a single exon. Lineage: Eukaryota; Metazoa; Echinodermata; Crinoidea; Comatulida; Comatulidae. The coding region runs from base 1 to 465 and encodes 154 amino acids. The record is from RefSeq and is a predicted model, not a curated record.